ACAAUGCAACAGGAAGUGGCGACAAAGGGGGGUUGUUGACAAAUUCAGCCGUCUGGAUGGCAUGAUAUCUUUAUUAGCAACUAUACUAAACAUUUAACUAAUUAUGAGUUCUCCGGAGGACAGGCAUGGGACAAAACGACCCGCUUCCCCAAGUCAAGACGGGAAUACCCAGUGGGCCUCAGCAGAUUUGGGGAGCGAUGAGCGGAGGCAGAAGUUUCUACGAUUGAUGGGCGCUGGCAAGAAAGAGCACACCGGACGCCUCGUCAUCGGAGACCACAAGUCGACAUCUCACUUCCGCAGUGGGCAGGAGGAUAAGAGGAUCAACUGUGACCUGGAGAUGCAGUACCAGCAGGGCCUGGACGGGAAGCUGUCGGGCCGCAACAGGAGACACUGCGGCCUGGGGUUCAGUGAGCCUGAGUCGAUUCCUUCCCCGACGGUGGAAAGCCAGACAGAAGAAGUCAAGCCAGAGAAAUCCGCCGGUACAAAAGAGCCCACAGACACCGAGGACAAAGGCUCCACUCCCGACCCAGAGCACAAGAGCUCAGACGAGGCCCAGUCCAGAACAGAGGACAGCAAGGAGGACAGGAAACAAAGCUACAAAAUGGCUUUUGUCAAGUCAGCAUAGGAUUGAGGGCUUGGGCAGGGAAGAGUCACGUUUUGUAACCUUGAAACUCAAAUUUGUACAUUUUAAUGUUUUUUUUUUUUUUCUGUUUGUUUGUUUAAGUAUCUUCUCCCGUAGGUGAUCACUCAUCAUUUCAUGUUGUAGAAAUUGCUUUUCUACGUAAGCGCCCAACACUAGGCCAUAUUCUAGUGUACACCUCUCCAAGUAACAUGUGGUCUGUCUAAUGGUCAGCUGUGGUUGGCUGGUGUUUUUUUAGGAUUGCUUACCAUGCAGCAUGAUUGAUAAAUGUCUCAAGUAUGUGAUCUUUUAUUUGCAAAUAAAUAAAGCACCACGGAUUUCA
Myripristis murdjan (pinecone soldierfish) is the source of this 962-nucleotide messenger RNA. RefSeq names its product chromosome 6 C11orf58 homolog (gene c6h11orf58). The transcript has 5 exons. Bases 104 to 625 code for a protein of 173 amino acids. The record is from RefSeq and is a predicted model, not a curated record. Lineage: Eukaryota; Metazoa; Chordata; Actinopteri; Holocentriformes; Holocentridae.